Hevea brasiliensis (rubber tree) is the source of this 2931-nucleotide messenger RNA. RefSeq names its product putative leucine-rich repeat receptor-like protein kinase At2g19210. The record is from RefSeq and is a predicted model, not a curated record. The coding region runs from base 105 to 2765 and encodes 886 amino acids. Gene Ontology annotation, biological process: protein phosphorylation. Gene Ontology annotation, molecular function: protein binding; ATP binding; protein kinase activity. Lineage: Eukaryota; Viridiplantae; Streptophyta; Magnoliopsida; Malpighiales; Euphorbiaceae. The transcript is spliced from 13 exons.
CUAGUCACUUGCUAAAUUUCAUCAUAUCACCAUAUGAUUUUGCUAGUCUAUGAAGAGACUAUUAAUUACUUCUAUAUGAAGAAACUCUAAACAGGAAUGCAUGCAUGGAGAUCUCAUUUCUUGUUCUUGGUGUUUUAGCUCUUACAAGUCUGGCUCAGGGCCAGGAUCAAUCAGGCUUCCUUAGCCUUGAUUGUGGCUUGCCAGCAGAUGCUAGCUAUUCUGAUCCAAAAACCAGCCUCCAUUAUAUUUCAGAUGCAUCAUUCAUUAACAGUGGUGUAACUAAGAGUAUAUCAUCUGAAUUCAGUACAAAUAGCAUUGACAGGCCGCUAUGGUACGUCAGGAGCUUUCCUAAGGGCAGCAGAAAUUGCUACAAUGUGACAACUAUUGCGGAUACCAAAUAUUUGAUCAAAGCUACUUUCAUGUAUGGAAAUUAUGAUAACCUAAAUCAGCUACCAGUAUUUGAUCUGCAUAUAGGACCUAAUAAAUGGGUUACGGUGCAAAUUCUCAAUGCAUCCACUCCUCUAGUACAGGAGAUCAUAUAUGAUGCUCCAUUGAAAUACACAAGCGUAUGUCUUGUAAAUAAAAAUUCAGGAACACCCUUCAUUUCAACAUUGGAAUUAAGGCCUUUGAAGAAUACCACAUAUGUAGCCCAGUCCGGAGCGCUUGCACUCUUAAAUAAACGGCUGGAUCUUGGUUCCAUAACCAAUCAAACAGUCAGGUAUCCUGAUGAUGUCUACGAUCGUCUAUGGCAUCCCUUUCAUCUAAUACAACUGACGGAUAUAAGUACCAAUCUGACUGUUGAUUUUGGGAGCCAUAAUGAUUACCAGCCACCAUCAAUUGUGAUGAGGAGCGCAGUCACACAAGCAAACAGCAGCAAUCCUUUGCUAGUAUCCAUAGGCGAUAGUGUGGAAUAUAAAACUUACCAAUUUUAUGUGUAUAUGCAUUUUGCUGAAAUUGAGAAGCUUGAAGCCAACCAAUCCCGUAAAUUCAACAUUUCUUUGAAUGGAACCUUCUGGGCUGGACCUAUUAUUCCUCUUUACUUGUACACAAUCACUGCGUAUAGCGGAUCAGCCAUCACUGGAGGAAACUAUGAUUUUUCUCUCUUCAAAGUUGGUGGGUCAACCCUGCCUCCCCUUCUCAAUGCAAUUGAAGUUUAUUACGUGGUUGAGCUCUUGCAAUCAGAAACUAGCCAAGCUGAUAUUGACGCAAUCAUGGAAAUCAAGUCAACAUAUGGAAUAACAAGAAACUGGCAAGGAGAUCCAUGUGCUCCUCAGGAUUAUGUGUGGGAUGGUCUUAGCUGCAGCUAUAAUGGGACUGCUCCACCUAUAAUCACAUCCUUGAACUUGUCCUCGAGUGGAUUGACAGGGGAGAUAGCUUCUGAUAUAGCCAAUCUGAAAUCACUAAAAUCUCUGGACUUGUCAAACAAUAGUUUAACUGGACCUGUGCCUGAUUUCCUCUCUCAGUUGGCGUCUUUGAAAGUCCUAAACAUGACAGGUAACAGGCUCACAGGUACAGUUCCAGUUGACCUCUUGAAAAGAUCGCAAAGUGGUUUGCUAUUGCUAAGUGUUGACGGAAAUCCAGAACUUUGUGCAUCGGAUUCAUGCAACGAUAAUAAGAAUAAGAAGUACGUUGUUCCAGUAACUGUAUCGGUUGCUGCAUUAUUUGUGAUAGUAGCUGCAAUAUUAUUGGCAAUAUGUCUUAAAAGAAGAAAGAAACAGGCAGCAGUAGCUGGUGAGAUGAUGGAAGCUCAAACCAGGAAAACUAGUGAUGCAUUAGAGUCAAGAAAACGACAAUUCACCUACUCGGAAGUCCUGGAAAUUACUAACAACUUUGAGAGAGUUCUUGGUAGGGGAGGAUUUGGAUCCGUUUACCAUGGCUACUUGGAUGAUAUUGAAGUAGCAGUAAAGACGGUCUCUCCAUCUUCAGUUCAAGGCUACAAGGAGUUCCAGGCCGAGGUCAAGCUUCUUUUGAGAGUUCAUCACAAAAACUUGACUAGCCUUGUUGGAUACUGCGAGGAAGCCAACCACUUGGUGCUCAUCUAUGAGUACAUGGCCAAUGGAGACUUAAAACACCAUCUAUCAGGGCUUCGUGUGAAUGUAGUCGAUGACCCAGCAGAUAUCUUAAGCUGGGAGGGGAGACUUCGUAUAGCCCUUGGGGCAGCACAGGGAUUGGAGUAUCUUCACAAUGGUUGCAAGCCACCAAUUGUACACAGAGACGUGAAGACUACAAACAUUUUAUUGGACGAUAAAUUCCAAGCCAAACUAGCUGAUUUUGGGCUAUCAAGAAAUUUUGCAGCUGAAGGUGACUCUCAUGUGACAACAACUGUUGCUGGCACUCCGGGCUACCUUGAUCCUGAGUACCAUGUGACAAACUGGUUGACAGAAAAAAGCGAUGUUUAUAGCUUCGGAGUUGUUCUUUUAGAGAUCAUCACAAGCCGACCUGUGAUUGCCAAAACCGCUGAUAAGAUUCAUCUAAGCACCUGGGUCAGUUCCAUGCUUGACAAGGGGGAUAUUAAGGCCAUUGCUGAUCCAAGAUUAAAUGUAGAUUUCGACAUCAAUUCUCUAUGGAAAGUUACAGAAUUAGCAAUGGCUUGUGUGUCAGAAACUUCUGCUGAAAGACCAACUAUGAGCCAAGUGGUGAUGGAAUUGAACGAGUGUUUAGCAACAGAGAUGGCUCGAACAAGGGAGGGGCGUAGUCCAUCAUAUAAUUCUGUUGAAUAUAUGAGUGUGAAUUUGUCUGCUGGACUAUCUCCCUUGGCAAGGUAGUAUUUUCAGGAAAUUAGAGUAUGUUCACGUUUUGUGCCUCGGACCUCAUUCCCUUUCUGCUAGUUUCUCUGUCUUGUGAUUUGUAGCCAAACCAGAAGACAAAUAUGUGUAGUAGUUAUAAUAAAUUGGAAUGAUGUUGUGAAUAUAAAAUAGCCUGUUUUCUCUA